Oikopleura dioica is the source of this 606-nucleotide messenger RNA. The record is from the annotation of a GenBank genome assembly. Lineage: Eukaryota; Metazoa; Chordata; Appendicularia; Copelata; Oikopleuridae.
AUGAUACGGCAACGGCUGUCCUGCUCGAUUCCGAUUAGAUUUGCCAGCCAGAGGUCUAUUUUCAGAAGAUCCAAGCAUGAUACAAUCGAAAUAAAACAGAAUUACACAGAUGAAGACUUGAAGCUUAUCGUUGGCGCGCUGCCCUUGGAACAACGCCAAAAAAUGGAAAAAUUACUACGUGACAAGAGGCGUAACAGCGAGUUUAAAAUUCUGCUUGAGCCUCAAAAUCGUAAAGAGGUCCCACCAUGGAAAGGAUGUCGCAUUGUCUUCUUCCACAAUCUCGUUCCAUUCAUCGGCUUUGGAUUCUUCGAUAAUUUAUUGAUGAUCCUGGCUGGUGACUUGAUUGAAACGCAAAUUGGAGCUACGAUGCAUCUGUCAGUGAUGGCCUGCGCCGCCCUUGGAAACACAAUUUCCGACGUCUGCGGAAUCGGUCUCGCCGGCUAUGUGGAAGUUCUAGCGUUGCGAAUGGGCCUUCCUGUUCCGGACCUUUCCCAAGCUCAACUGAACCACACUAGAGCGCGCCUUUCAAAAGCGACCGGUCAAGCAAUGGGGAUCAUCAUCGGCUGUCUAAUUGGCAUGUUCCCCUUACUUUUUAUCAACAACUAG